AUGACGAUCUCAAAAAGGAAUAUCAUUUGGCGAUAUAGAGUACCCUCAGAACACACUUACCCAACCUGUGAGGGUGUCCAACUAGGUGAAGGGAUAAUAAUGUGCACCGAUCCAGCUAUCAUGGCCUACUCCUCCUCGAUCAAGUAUCAUGCAAGAUGUUAUGACGGCCAUCCUGUUUAUAGUGCCAUGAAUAACAGACUUCAAGACGAGUUUGGAAUCAGUACCCUUCCCAUUAUAGACGAGGACUGGCAACUUUUUGCAUCUCAAAGUACUCCAACAACAAGUCCCCUGGAGUCCUCCAUUUAUCCACUUAUUUAUACAUUGAGCGCUAGUGCUGUCAUAAUAGGCUACCUUACCAUCAUUGUCUUUACCAAAAAUUAUCUGCAUUCCCAACGACCAACCAAGUUGCUACGCCUCUCCAUACUGUUAGGUGCUGUGGCCAUAAUGAUGUAUUUUGUUGCUUCUAUUGUGGAACUCAAUAGACAACAUCGAUACGAAGGGGUCUCCAACGCUGAUCUCUUGAUUUCAUAUCUCAACUCCCGGAUAUAUAUCAACGUUGUUCUCUUCUUUGCGUUCUUUGCUCUUUUGCUGGCACAAGUGCAGAUCAUUACUCGUCUUUUUCCCAGAAGAAAAGAAAAAAGGUACAUCUUCAUUGUGGGAACUAUUUGCACAGUUCUCAUUCAAAUAAUCUGGGCGUUAUCUGCCUUUCUUUCCAGCAAUUAUUACUAUGAUUCCGAAGAUGAGUCUAAACUAGCCAUGAUUCCUGCUUUCAUGUAUUUAUUACGGAUAUCACUUGCUGUUGUGUUCUCUUCCCUGGUUUGUGUGUAUGCUUUUUCCAAAAGUCAGUAUCUCUUUGAUCGAGAGAUGUUUUUGCUAACUGCGUUCACAGCUAUAGCCAUUAAUAUUACAGUGGCUUUUUUCAUUGCUGACGUUUCAGAGAUUUGGGUCUCUGAGUUGAGUGAAGUUUUCAAUGUUACAUCUUAUGUUAUUUGUAACGUGACCACUUGGGAAUGGAUAAACCGUAUUUCGUAUCUUGAAAAGAUGGUUCAGAGGGCAAGUGUCUUAGGAAGACCUUACUACGAGGAUGAUGUCCUUGAAAGUACAAAUAGAAGGAGUAUAUCCGGUACAGGCGACCAUGUGGAAUUCUCUAAGAAGCUUGACAUUUCAAUUGACAACUCCCCAUCCUUAUCUAGUUCUGUUGUUGGUUCUCAUAUUGAGAAGCCAAAAAAAGCAAGAUUUGUCAAGCUGUCCUCCUUUAAACAUAACAUUAGAAACAAAUUUAGUACAACAAGAGAUCAUAUUCGUUCAACUGGGUUGCGGAAGAAAAAGGGAUCUUCUACUGUUGCAUCUUCAAAUAACCCACAAUCCAAUGAAGUUUUCGUUCAUCAAGUCCAGCGAGUUGAAGUUACAGAGCCCAGUGAACUUGAUAGCGACGAAGAAUACGACGACACUUUUACUACAGAAACAGUAAUAACGGACAAUAAUCACAAUAACACCUAA
This is a messenger RNA of Komagataella phaffii GS115, 1500 nucleotides long. Its product is annotated as Component of the RIM101 pathway, has a role in cell wall construction and alkaline pH response. Lineage: Eukaryota; Fungi; Ascomycota; Pichiomycetes; Pichiales; Pichiaceae. Gene Ontology annotation, biological process: cellular response to pH. The record is from RefSeq and is a predicted model, not a curated record. Gene Ontology annotation, cellular component: plasma membrane. The coding region runs from base 1 to 1500 and encodes 499 amino acids. The transcript has a single exon.